CUUUCUAAAAAUGAAAAUGGGAACAAAAAAUUCGGGUGUUAAAUUUGCUUUUGAAGUAGAGGAACGUGUACUGUGCUUUGAACCAGACCCUUCCAAAGCAAGAGUAUUAUAUGAGGCCAAGGUACUUGAGUUAAAGGUUGGGAGAGAUUCAAAUGGUCGACGCAAACCAGAUUAUUUGAUUCAUUUCCAAGGAUGGAACAGUAGCUGGGAUAGAAUUGUGCCUGAGUGUUUCAUACUAAAGUUCAGUGAUGAGAACAGAGCCCUGGCAAGACGGCUUGCAGUAACAGCCAGAGGAAUAAGGAAGAACAAAGCACGCAAGAGAAAGAUUGAUGAUAUCCUACGUGAAGUAAAAAAGAGACCAAGAUAUGACAGCGAGAGCUCUUUGGAGGAAGAGGAUGACGAUGAUGAUGGUGAAAGUGAUGGGGAGACAUUUGAAGCAAGGACUGAUACAAGAAAGCAGACAGCAGAAUACAAAGAGAAUGAUCUUGGAGAUAUAAAAUUAUCAGGUGAACAGAAAGAAAAUAUAGACUCAACAGGGGAGAAAGAUGAUGUCGUUGAGCCAAGAGAAGUGGAACUCCCCAUUCCUGACAAUCUCAAGAAGAUUCUAGAAGAGGAUUGCAACAACAUUGUCAAAGAAAGGAAGGUUGUGAAUAUACCAGCAGAGCAUAACAUAAUAUCACUACUGGAAGGCUAUGUGAGACACUAUGCUAUAAAUACACUGUGUCAAACUAAUGAUACAAAGACCAAGUCUCAACAUGGCAGAGAUACCAGAAGUGUUCACUUAUGUAAGGAGGUGAUGGAUGGAUUGAGGGUUUACUUUGACUUCACUCUCCCUGUUGUAUUACUUUAUAACUUUGAGAGAGCACAGUAUGCUAAAGUUUCAACAUUAUCCAAGCCAAUUGAUAUAAAACAAGAGACAAGUGAACCCUUGCCAUCUCCACGGACCAGACGUACUAGUGCUAGACUCCACUCUCCCUCAAGCCCAGUUGAGAGCCUCCCGACCUGGAAACCCAAAAAGGGAGCCCCUAAAUCCAAAAAGAGACAGAUUGAAAAAGAGGCUGAGAAGGAAGAGGAAUCAGAAGCAGAAUCAGAAGAUGAGAAACCCACUCGAAGAAUUACCAGACGCUCAUUGGCAAUUCCCCCUGACACAAAACAAACCCCCGCAAAAGACACAAAACGUUCAAAAUCUGACCACAAAUCAGAAAAAUCAGACUCAAAAACUGAGGUAUCAGAAACAACAAAAUCUGAGAGAAAGAAAACAAGACUUUCUAUGAAUAUUAAAACUUCUGAAAAAGAUUUAAAUCGUACGACUCCACCCCUCGCUCCAUUACAGAUAGGUCUUCCGAGCACCAAGUCCAGUCAUGGAUCGUCUUCUCCCGCACCUAAAUCUCAUACAUCCAGUGCGCCAUUCCAAGAUGGUAUGAUGUCGUUCAGUGAAAGUGAGACUGUGUUGAAUGAUGUGUUGUCAUGGAAACUAUUGCCUAGUGAGGUAUACCAUCAAGUGCCAGCAACGCCCAGUGUGAUGUAUGGGGCCCAACAUUUACUACGUCUCUUUGUCCACCUGCCAGGUUUACUAGAGAGAACCAGUAUGCCAGAACCAAAGCUGAAAUCUCUUACCAGACACUUGGAACUAUUUUUAGAGUAUUUAUCCACCAAAGCUGAUGAGUUGUUCCCAGAGGGAGCAUAUGUUUCAGCAGAUUCCACUAGUAACAAUAGCAACAGCAAGCUUUCCACUUGGAGAUAAAAGAUGGCACUAGUAUAUUAGGACAAAUGCAACUUCAUGUACAGGGUGGGCCAAAAAUAUAAUCUUGUAAAUCAUAGCUUUCUGCUCCACCCUGUAUGUUGUAAUUGAUGAACCUGAAGAGGAUACGCAUUAGGUUUUAAGGACAUUUCUAUAAGCCUAACAUUUUGCAAUAGAUUGCCACAAGUUGGAGGGUCAUAUGAUGUUACAAAUACGGUAGAUACACAAAUUUGAUGCUACUUAAUUCUGCAGAUUUGAUCGAGAAUAUCAAUUUUUGGCGGUUAUUUAAUUUGGCAGUUUUAGGACCAAGCUAAGUUUAAUCAUUGAUCUGGAAAUAGCACUUUCAGAUUCAUGUGUAGCCUACAACUUACAGUAAAUCUUGGUGUUGCACUGUCUUCGAAAUAUGAAUACAUGAACACAAGAGAAAUAAAUAAAUCUGAAAAUUGGUGGAUUUUUAAAUUGGCAGAUUUUUCAAUCUACCAAAUUAAAGUGGGAGCCAAAUUAAGUGUAUCUAC
Owenia fusiformis is the source of this 2256-nucleotide messenger RNA. The record is from the annotation of a GenBank genome assembly. NCBI's taxonomy places the organism in Eukaryota, Metazoa, Annelida, Polychaeta, Sabellida, Oweniidae.